AUGUCACGUUCGGUACUUAAAGACAUUACUAAUAUAUCACAUUUGCGUAAAACAAACUCACAUUCACCAUCAAAGAGUGAAGUGGAUGCAUCAACUCAUAGCAUGGACAAAGAUGAUGAGAUUGUUGGAAAUGAUUUUUUUGGAGGGAUAAUUCAUACAGAUCACCAACAAGUUUUUGACUGUAGUUCUCCAGAGAACACUGACACAGAAGAUGAUGAAUCCGAGUUGGAUGAUUCUAUGGAUGAAGAAGCAAAUGUUGUGCUAAACAAUGUCCAUAAAGCAGCAUGA
Eruca vesicaria subsp. sativa (arugula) is the source of this 288-nucleotide messenger RNA. The record is from the annotation of a GenBank genome assembly. Lineage: Eukaryota; Viridiplantae; Streptophyta; Magnoliopsida; Brassicales; Brassicaceae.